This is a messenger RNA of Anopheles cruzii, 1368 nucleotides long. Its product is annotated as beta-1,4-mannosyltransferase egh-like. The record is from RefSeq and is a predicted model, not a curated record. Gene Ontology annotation, molecular function: beta-1,4-mannosyltransferase activity. The transcript has a single exon. NCBI's taxonomy places the organism in Eukaryota, Metazoa, Arthropoda, Insecta, Diptera, Culicidae. The coding region runs from base 1 to 1368 and encodes 455 amino acids. Gene Ontology annotation, cellular component: cytoplasm.
AUGUCCAACUCCGUGUGGAAACACCUACUGCACUGUGCACUACUUUUGGUAACGAUUACCGUCGUGUUUAAGGUGUUACCCGCCAGCACCGGGCUGUCGAUUGAUCCGUGGGCCGAAUACGGAACCGUCACAACCAUUGCCCUGUAUCUGCUCCGGUUGCCCACAUUGCUGGCGCUGCCUCAGGUACUGUUCAACUUCUUCGGACUAACGGUCUACAAUGCGUUCCGGGAAAAGGUGGUGCUUAGUGGCUGUCCGCUCCUGGCACCGUUCAUCUGUCUGCGGGUGGUCACGCGUGGUGAGUACCCGGAUCUGGUGCAAUCGAACGUACGGCGCAACCUGCACACCUGCACCGAGGCAGGGCUAUCGAACUUCCUGCUGGAGGUGGUAACGGAUCGCCCAAUCGGGAUACCAAAGAACCAUCGCACCCGGGAGAUCGUCGUGCCGAAGGAGUACCGGACGACGAGUGGCGCUAUGUUUAAGGCUCGCGCCCUUCAGUAUUGCCUCGAGAAACACGUCGACGUGUUGAGUGACCGCGACACCUGGGUGGUGCACCUGGACGAGGAGACACUGCUGACCGCGCACAGUGUUCGAGGCAUUCUAAACUUCGUGCUCACCGGUCGGCACCCGUUCGGGCAGGGACUGGUCACGUACGCCAACGGCCACGUCGUCAACUGGCUGACUACGCUCGCCGAUAGCUUCCGGGUGUCGGACGACAUGGGUAAGCUGCGGCUCCAGUUCAAGCUGUUCCACAAGCCCCUGUUCGGCUGGAAGGGUAGCUACGUGGUAGCUCAGCUGCAGGCCGAAAAGGACGUAUCGUUCGAUAACGGGAUCGACGGUUCGCUCGCGGAGGAUUGCUUCUUCGCGAUGCGUGCCUACGCCCUCGGGUACACCUUCGACUUUAUCGAGGGCGAAAUGCACGAGAAGUCCCCGUUCACGCUGGUCGACUUUCUGCAACAGCGCAAACGUUGGCUACAGGGCAUCCUGCUGGUAGUGCGAUCGCCGAAGAUCCCGCCGAUCAACAAGCUGCUGCUCGGUAUCAGCCUCUACUCGUGGAUCACCAUGCCGCUGGCCGUAGCGAAUGGCGUGUUCAUCGCCCACCAUUAUCCGAUCCCUUGCCCGAUCCUGGUCGAAUACGUGAAUGCCUUCGUGGCUGGCUGCAACGCUUACAUGUACCUGUUCGGAGUGAUCAAGUCAUUCCCGUUGCAUCGCUUCGGAGUGCUCAAGUCGGUGGCCUGUCUGUGCGGUGCACUCUGCAUCAUUCCGGUCAACGUACUGAUCGAGACCGGGGCGGUAAUUUUGGGCCUGCUUGGGACCAAAAACAAAUUCUACGUCGUACAGAAGGAAGUCGCUAGGCGCGUCACGGUUUAA